Molecule: messenger RNA, 1212 nt
Organism: Colletotrichum truncatum
Lineage: Eukaryota; Fungi; Ascomycota; Sordariomycetes; Glomerellales; Glomerellaceae
Product: protein disulfide isomerase
Biological process (GO): protein folding; response to endoplasmic reticulum stress
Cellular component (GO): endoplasmic reticulum
Molecular function (GO): protein disulfide isomerase activity
Source: RefSeq, a predicted model, not a curated record
AUGUCUCUGAAGGUUCUUUUGCCAUUGCUGGCGCUUGCUGGCACCGGCCUGGGUUGGCAACACAAGACGGAUGCCGAAGUUCGUGAUGCUAUCGCAACUAACGAGUACAGCUUGAUUGCUUGUAAGUUAUACUUCCACGAGGCAUUACUGUUUGCGCUUAGCUCGAGAGUUUUGUUAACGUUCUGUACAGUUGUCGGCGUAACUUCAGCUAACACCCGUAGUGAUGCAGUGAAUGCCUUGGAGCCGCAUUGGGCCGCUGUCGAGGAUGCAGUUCCGACCGCCUUGUCUGUCAACUGCGAGGUGUCAUCCAAACUCUGCGCCGAUCUAGACGUCGCCUCGUUCCCUGCAAUCCGCUUUUACCGCCCCGAUGGAACCAAACAUCACUACCGUGGCCCUCGUAAAGGCUCAGAGAUCGGCGCUUUCGUCAACCGCAUGCUUCGACCUACUAUCACUCCCGUCGAAAAGGAGACCCUGUCCUCCUUCCGAAGCAGCGACGAUGUCGUCUUGAUCGCCCACUUUACACUAGAGGAGACUUCGCUGCGCGACCGAUAUGCCGACCUUGCCGAGCGCUUCCGUGACCGAUAUGCAUUCGGCUUGACGACCAUUCCCGAAUCACCCGGCCGAAUCGCGUGUUAUAACAAUGGCAUGGGGGCGAUGCACAUGUCUUCUGAGCUGGAGGAGCCGGACGCUAUGGAGAAGCUGGCUAAGAAAUGCGCUGCGCCGCUUGUGCCACGUCUGACCAGGCGUAACGAGGCGGAAUACAUGAAUGCCGGAAAGUCGCUGGUGUACUUUUUCGCGAGGGUCGAGCAGUACCUUGAUGCAUGGACUUCGGCCGUGGUUCCCCUGGCGAAGAAAUACCACCAAUACAUCACGUUUGUCACGGUGGAUUUGUCCGAAUACCCGGAGAUGCCCGCCAUGUUCGGGCUACCCAAUGGUAUUGAGGAUGCCGUGGCAUUGCAGAACCCGGCGACGGGUCAAGUAUUUCCUUUUACGGGAGAGAUCACCAUUGAUGCCGUCGAGGAGUUCAUUACCGACAUUUCAGAGGGCAAGGUUGAGCCUUGGGAUGGCAAGACCGUGCUUGAACUGGUUGAGGUAGACGAAGAGGAGGCAGAGAAGAACCCUGAGACAACUCAAGAAGAGUCAAAACCCAGCACUGAGAAGACCGAAGCAAAGUCAGAAGAGCAGGAGAGCAAGGGUCAUGAUGAACUCUAA